Adelges cooleyi (spruce gall adelgid) is the source of this 928-nucleotide messenger RNA. RefSeq names its product mitotic spindle assembly checkpoint protein MAD2B (gene PolZ2). Gene Ontology annotation, cellular component: zeta DNA polymerase complex. The transcript is spliced from 5 exons. Lineage: Eukaryota; Metazoa; Arthropoda; Insecta; Hemiptera; Adelgidae. The record is from RefSeq and is a predicted model, not a curated record. Bases 208 to 867 code for a protein of 219 amino acids.
UUAUCAUUUUUUCGGUAUUCUUAAAAAUCCAACCGCCGCUUCAGCCGUGGACGCCGGUGAGCUGUGAGGAGUCUUGAGAAACUUUUGAAUUUUAGAAAUAUUUAAAUGAUCAACCUUAAACUACUGUUAUCCGAGUGCCAACAACUAAUAAGUUAUUAAAAUUUCUUUCUAUUAUGGCUCGAAGUUAAACCGUCGUAAAUCUAAAAGAUGAGCAAAGAAAAAUUUUCAGAUAGUGCAUCAGUGCUUAUCGAGCUUCUGGAGGUAUCUAUACAUUGUAUUGUGUAUGCCAGAAAAAUUUAUCCUGAAGGUAUAUUUGAAUUGAAGAAAAAGUAUAAUGUCCCUGUGCACAUUUCCAUUUAUCCUGAAUUGAACACUUACAUUAAUAGUUCUCUAAACGCGGUUAAAAGUCUUUUGAAGUUAAAAAAACUAAACCAGAUUGAUGUUUGCUUUUAUAAUAGAAUUGGAAGAGCAGUUGAACGUUUUGUUUUUAACAUUCAUCGUAUUGAACUCGAUUUAGAUUUGUCAGAUAUACCCAAUCUGAGAGAUCCUUAUUUAAUCCAACUAGAACAAAUGUUGAGAGCGUUAUGUUUGAAAUUAAUAGUUUGUGAUACAAUGUUGAAUCCGUUGCCGAGUGGUUGUACAUUUUUAAUUCAUAUUCACACGACUGAAACGGCAUCUGUAGACAUUCAAAAACAUACAGAAGAUUUUCCAUUAAUACCGAGCGAGGAUAAAGCUACAACGAUAUAUUCGCCUGUCAUUGUGCCAUUGCGUAAUAUAGACUGCGAGCAUUUAAAAAUAGAAAUUUAUGCUGAAGAAGGUAACAAAGAUGAAGACCCAGACCUAUUUACACCUAGUCCAUUACUUUAGGAUUUAUUUAUUUAGUUGUACAGUUUGUUAUAAUAUAUUAAGAGCGCAUGUUUUUGCUGUA